GAUAGCUGGACCAAAACCGGAAAAGGAGUAACCGAGUGACGAAAGGGAUGUUUUGCUAACGGCUAGCUACAGUAGGCUAACUUUGUCUUAUAGUUAGCUUCUUAUUCUAAUAUCCAAGAAGUUACCACGUGCAGUUUAGCUCUUCGGAAUAUUUAGUAACAUAAAUGUGAAUUUUCCACAUUUUUCUAAACAAACGGAGACAUGAACGGGAGUACGAAUCCGCUGCUGGACAAAGAGGAGCAUGUUUUGAAGCUCGGAGAAAGCUUUGAGAAGAGGCCAAAAUCUUCCUUUCACACUAUCAGAUAUGACUUCAAACCAGCGUCGAUCGACACAAGCUGCGAGGGAGAGCUGCAAGUGGGGAAAGGAGAUGAAGUUACCAUCACGUUGCCUCACAUUCCUGGCUCCACGCCUCCCAUGACGGUUUUCAAAGGAAAUAAGCGGCCGUACCAGAAGGACUGCGUGCUCAUCAUUAACCACGACACCGGGGAAUUUGUACUGGAGAAGCUGAGCAGCAGCAUCCAAGUCAAGAAAACCAGGGCGGAGGGCAGCAGUAAGAUCCAGGCACGGAUAGAGCAGCAGUCGGUUCGGUCCAGCCAGCCCAGCUCUCAGUUCAGGGCCCCAACCAAGCCCGGGGCCGGGGCCAAGACCUCCCCUUCUCCUUCUAAGGAUAAUCCCUCCCCGGAGCCUCAGCUCGAUGACAUCAAGAGAGAGCUGCGAGCGGAGGUGGAGGUGAUCGAGCAGAUGAGCAGCAGCGGCGGCAGCAGCUCCUCUGACUCCGCCAGCGCCUCGGGGAGCGCCGACGACAGCAGCGAAGGUGAGCACGACGCCCCCCGACCGCUCAGCCAGACCUCUCCCACCCGACAGCCCGCGGCGGCCAACGGAGGAGCCGACCGGCAGCCGCCCGGCACCCAGCUCAUGAACACGCUCAGAAACGACCUUCAGCUCAGCGAGUCGGGCAGCGACAGUGAUGACGACUGAACUCCCUGCUGGUCGGUGUCUCCCCCCCUCUCUCUCUCCCCCUCCCCUCUCUCUCUCCCUCCUCUCUCCCCCCUCUCUCC
This is a messenger RNA of Cottoperca gobio, 1058 nucleotides long. RefSeq names its product ELL associated factor 1 (gene eaf1). The coding region runs from base 202 to 978 and encodes 258 amino acids. The transcript is spliced from 6 exons. Gene Ontology annotation, biological process: transcription elongation by RNA polymerase II. Gene Ontology annotation, cellular component: super elongation complex. Gene Ontology annotation, molecular function: transcription elongation factor activity. Lineage: Eukaryota; Metazoa; Chordata; Actinopteri; Perciformes; Bovichtidae. The record is from RefSeq and is a predicted model, not a curated record.